AUGGUGGCGAAGGCUAGCUCAGAUGGAGAUAUUGCUUCAACUGAGAUAACAGGGUCAACAAGUCAUAAUCCACCAAUUCCUGCAGAUUCUGAAUAUGUUCAGGAAGUGGCUGCUGACACGUGCAAGGAACCCAAGAAGAACAAGGUGAAGGAUCAAAGAAUCAAAACAGUACCCUUUUACAAGCUUUUCUCAUUUGCAGACUCUUGGGAUUAUUUCCUUAUGAUUGUUGGAACCAUAAGUGCUGUUGGAAAUGGAGUCUCUAUGCCUUUAAUGACUAUAAUUAUUGGAGAUACUAUUGACGCUUUUGGAGGCAAUGUUAAUACCAAACAAUUAGUUCAUCAAGUUUCCAAGGUGUCUCUCAAGUUUGCAAUCAUGGGUGCAUGCACCUUUUUUGCGGUGUUUCUGCAGGUGGCUUGCUGGAUGAUCACAGGGGAGAGGCAAGCUGCGAGGAUAAGGGCCUUAUACCUCAAAGCAAUUUUAAGGCAAGACAUAAGCUUCUUUGACAAGGAAACAAACAAUGGUGAGAUUGUUGGAAGAAUGUCAGGUGAUACAGUUCUUAUUCAAGAAGCUAUGGGAGAGAAGGUAGGCAAAUUCAUACAGUAUGUGUCAGGUUUUUUAGGAAGCUUAGUUGUGGCAUUCAUCAAGGGCUGGCUUCUAUCUCUUGUCCUUCUAUCUUCGCUUCCUUUUCUUGUCCUCUCCGGUUCCAUGAUGAGCUUUGCUUUCGCAAAGAUGGCAUCUCGUGGACAAACAGCAUAUUCUGAAGCAGCAACUGUAGUAGAAAAGAUACUCGGUUCAAUUCGAACAGUUGCAUCAUUUACCGGCGAGAAGCAAGCUAUAGCACAAUACAAUCAAUCCUUAACUAAAGCCUAUAAAAUUGGAGUGCAAGAGGGAUUGGCUAUUGGCUUAGGCCUUGGAUCGGUUCGUUUAUUUGUUUAUUGUACUUAUGCUUUGGCUGUAUGGUUUGGAGGGAAGAUGGUACUAGAGAAAGGUUACACUGGAGGUGAAGUCGUAAGCAUAUUUUUCGCAGUACUGACAGGUUCCUUGUCUCUAGGACAGGCAAUUCCAUGCUUAUCUGCAUUUGCUGCUGGACAAGCUGCAUCAUUUAAAAUGUUUGAAACAAUCAAAAGGAAGCCAGAAAUCGAUGCUUAUGAUACUACUGGGAGAAAGCUCGAUGACAUUCGCGGAGACAUAGAGCUUAGGGAGGUUUGGUUUAGUUAUCCUACAAGACCAGAUGAGCUGAUAUUCAAUGCAUUCUCUAUUUCAAUACCAAGCGGCACAACCGCGGCUUUGGUAGGGCAAAGUGGGAGUGGGAAAUCAACGGUUAUUAGUUUGAUAGAGAGAUUUUAUGAUCCACAAGGGGGUGAAAUUCUCAUCGACGGUAUCAACCUCAGACAAUUUCAACUGAAAUGGAUCAGACAGAAAAUAGGCCUAGUCAGUCAGGAACCGGUUCUCUUUAGCUGUAGCAUUAAAGAGAAUAUUGCAUAUGGUAAGGAUGCGGCAACUGAUGAAGAAAUCAGAGCUGCGGCAGAACUUGCUAAUGCUACUAACUUCAUCGAUAAGUUUCCUCGUAGACUUGAAACGAUGGUCGGCGAGCAUGGAGCUCAGCUUUCUGGAGGCCAAAAGCAAAGAAUUGCUAUAGCAAGAGCGAUUCUGAAAGAUCCAAGAAUUCUACUCCUUGAUGAAGCAACAAGUGCACUUGAUGCAGAAUCUGAAAGAGUGGUACAGGAGACACUAGACAAAAUUAUGAUAAACCGAACGACCAUCAUCGUAGCCCAUCGCCUUAGCACAAUAAGCAACGCUGAUAUCAUCGCUGUUAUUCACCAAGGAAAAGUAGUAGAAAAAGGUACACAUGCUGAGCUCACUAAGGAUCCUGAUGGAACUUAUAGUCAGCUCAUUAGGUUGCAAGAAAUUAAAAGGGAUUCAUCAGAACAAUGUGGUGCUAAUGACUCCGAUAGUAGUCGCAACUCAUUCGUAGUAUCGAAUUCUAUGCCCACCACACAAGUAAAAGGGUCUGAAAAAGUUCUUUCAGAAGUAGCAUCACAUGAAAAUAAAACUCCAGAUAUCACAUUUUUGCGCCUCGCUUAUCUUAACAAGCCUGAAAUCCCAAUGUUACUCAUAGGGACUCUAGCCGCAGCGCUAACUGGAGCAGUGCUACCUAUUCUGGGGCUUCUAGUCUCAAAAAUGAUAAAUACAUUCUUUGAGCCUGCAGAUGAACUCCGCAAAGACUCGAAGUUUUGGGCAUUAAUAUUUGUUUCCCUUAGCGUGGCAUCGUUUGCUUUUCACCCUUUAAGGUCCUACUUUUUUGCAGUAGCUGGUUCGAAGUUAAUAAAAAGGAUCCGAUUAAUGUGCUUCGAGAAAAUAGUUCACAUGGAAGUAGGAUGGUUUGAUAAAGCUGAGAACUCAAGCGGUGCACUUGGAGCAAGGCUGUCUACCGAUGCCGCUUUGAUUCGAACUUUGGUCGGCGAUGCAUUCGGUUUACUUGUUCAAGAUAUUUCUACAGUUAUCACAGCCUUGGUAAUUUCCUUUGAGGCAAAUUGGCAGCUUUCUCUCAUCAUUCUUGUUUUGCUACCUCUACUUUUAGUCAAUGGACAUUUGCAAAUCAAGUCUAUGCAAGGAUUCAGCACAGAUGCAAAGAAACUAUACGAGGAAGCGAGUCAAAUAGCAAAUAAUGCAGCAGGGAAUAUCAGAACAGUUUCGGCUUUCUGUGCCGAAGAGAAGGUGAUGGAGUUAUACCAGAAGAAAUGUAUAGUACCGAUCCAGACAGGAAAAAGGCAGGGUGUAGUCAGUGGAAUUGGUCUUGGUUUAGCAAUCUUUUUUCUGUUUUCUGUCUAUGCAUGCAGUUUUUACGCCGGCGCACAACUUGUUGAGAAUGGAAAAACAUCAAUAUCAGAAGUUUUUCAAGUAUUUUACUCUCUCACAUUGGCAGCCGCCGCGAUAUCUCAAUCCGCCUUCCUCGCUCCAGGAGCUAGUAAAGCAAAAGGUUCAGCUGCUUCUAUAUUUGCUAUUCUUGAUCAGAAAUCAGAAAUAGACCCUAGUGAUGAAUCAGGAAUGACACUGAAAGACGUGAAGGGAGAGAUCGAAUUCCAUCAUGUCACUUUCAAGUAUCCAACUAGACCUGAUGUUCAUGUGUUCAAAAACCUUUCCUUAACCAUUCAUUCCGGACAGACAGUUGCAUUGGUUGGAGAAAGUGGAAGUGGAAAGUCAACUUUGAUCUCAUUGUUGCAAAGAUUUUAUGAUCCUGAUUCAGGUUUGAUUAAACUGGAUGGCACAGAUAUCCAAAAGCUACAACUUAAAUGGUUUAGGCAACAAAUGGGCCUGGUAAGCCAAGAGCCUGUUCUAUUCAAUGACACCAUUCGAGCCAACAUAGCUUAUGGAAAAGGUGGUAACGCAUCUGAGGCUGAAAUUAUCACUGCAUCAGAACUGGCAAAUGCUCAUAAAUUCAUUAGCAGCUUGCAGAAGGGAUAUGAUACAAUAGUAGGAGAGAGAGGGAUACAGCUAUCUGGAGGACAGAAGCAACGUGUGGCAAUUGCAAGAGCCAUAGUUAACAGUCCAAGAAUAUUGUUACUAGAUGAAGCCACAAGUGCACUUGAUGCUGAGUCUGAAAAAAUGGUUCAAGAUGCACUUGAUAGAGUGAGGAUGGACAGAACAACCAUUGUGGUGGCUCAUAGAUUAUCUACCAUAAAAGGUGCAAACUCAAUUGCAGUUGUUAAAAAUGGAGUAAUUGAGGAGAAAGGAAAACAUGACGCAUUGAUCAACAAGGGUGGUGCUUAUGCUUCUUUAGUAGCACUUCACACAAAUGUUAAUGCUUCAUCUUUAUAA
Messenger RNA from Lathyrus sativus (Indian pea), 3819 nucleotides. The record is from the annotation of a GenBank genome assembly. NCBI's taxonomy places the organism in Eukaryota, Viridiplantae, Streptophyta, Magnoliopsida, Fabales, Fabaceae.